Ichthyophthirius multifiliis is the source of this 1752-nucleotide messenger RNA. RefSeq lists its product as hypothetical. NCBI's taxonomy places the organism in Eukaryota, Ciliophora, Oligohymenophorea, Hymenostomatida. The transcript is spliced from 2 exons. The record is from RefSeq and is a predicted model, not a curated record.
UAUUUAUUUUAUAUCUUUAGGAAUAUCUUCUCUUUAUAAUAUAUUGAUUUAAUUUUUAAUAAUUCCUUAAUGUAUAAAAUUUUUAAUAGAACUAGGUUAUUCAUUAGCAAUUCUAAAAACAAGCACAAGAACAUUUACAAAUAAAUUCUAACAAUAUUAUUAUUCAACGAUUCCCAUUAUUUAUUAAACAAUAUCUUUCUAAAUAAUCUUUCGAGCGUUCUAUUAAUUAAAUCUUUCACUACUUUGUGCAUUUUUGAAUAUAUUACAUAUAAUAUUUAAUUAGUCUGCUAAAAAAUUUAAAAAAUCAACUUUUUAUACAUUUACCCAAACUCCUUAUUUUUAUUCAUAUUUUAAUUCUUUUUAGAAAAAUACUUCCCAAUUCUUCAUCCAGUAUUCUAAUUAAGGAAUAAUCUCUUUUUCUACUAUAUUUUAAGUUCUAUUUAAUUCACUAUCUUUAAUAAAGUUCAACAUAAUAAUACUUGCUCUAUAAAUAAUUUAAAAAUUAUAAUUUAGUUUAUUAAUCUGAGUACCCUCUUUUAUUCCUUCAUUAAAUAUCUUUUAUAUAUAUUCAAAUAUUUCACUAUUAUUCCUAAAUUCGACUACAAUGUUUAAAUACUUUAAUUAAAAUUGCAUAUCAUUUGCUGUUGAAAAAGGUAUUAUAUUUUUUCCUUUUUCCUUAUUUACAAAUAUUUUUUCAUCCCCUUCCCAUUUAAUUGAAGCUAUAUCUUCCAAAAUACACUUGAAAAGAUUAAAAUUUUUCUUCUUAUUUUUUUACUUUGUCUUAUUUUUUUUGGUUUAAAAAUAAAAUAAAAAUUAAAAAAUUUACUUAAAAUUUUAAAAGCAUUUAUAAAAAGAUGAACAAAAUAAUUUUUUUAUUUAUAAUCAUCUUUAUAUUUCAAAAGCAUUAAUUUUAUUUUAAUUUCAUUAAAACUAUAUAAAUUAUUCUCAUAAUCUAUAUUAAAUUUUUAAAAUAAUUCUUAACAACUCAAAAAAAUAGGUUUUUCAUUAUCAAGCAAUUAAUUUAAAUAUUCGACUUUAAUUUCAAUUUUUUUUUAAUUUUAUAAUAAUUAUAAAUCUUCAUCCUUAAUAUUUUUAUUUUUUUCGCUUUAAUUUUCAUUUUUAAUCCAAAAUCUAACUUCAUUAUUUAAGUCUUUAAAAAUAUUAAAACUCUCUUUUUAUUUUUUUUAAAUUUCUUCCAUAUUUUAAUCAUUAAAAGGGGCAGAAAGUAAAGAUUUUUCAUUUUUUUCAUUAUUCCUUUCUUCUAUUUUCUUAAAGGAUUCAUCUUUGUAGAACAUAUUACAUAAUUUUUGAUGUUCUAAUUCUUCUCCAUUUAUAUGAAAAAUUACUAUUUUUGUAAAUUCUAAAAUCUUUUCUUUUGAAUUUUUUGGAUAUUAUUCUUUAUUUAACUCUUCGUCAUAUCUUAGUAAAUGUUAACAUAUCCUCAAACAUAAUUAUAAUUAUUGAAAACACUCCGAAAUUUCCAUUAUGAAUAAUAUAUGAUCUAACGAAUGAAAUAUUUUUAUAUAAUUUACAUUCAGAGAUACUUUUUCCAAAAACUUUAAUAUUUUUAAAUUUUUAUAAGGAUUUUUUAUCCUUUUUUCUACAAAAUAGUUAUUUUCGCUCAUUAUUUUGUCACAUCUAUUUAAUGUUUCUGCUAUUAUUUUAAUGUUUUAGCAAUUAUUUACCUUUUCAUUUUCUUUUAUUUCGUUUAAUUUUUUAAUGAACUCAUCAUCGCUUUUUAAAUCUAAAACU